AUGUCUACUGCUUUCUCAAAUAUUUACCAAUUACCUCCUGAUCCUUUAUUCGGUGUUGCUUCUCGUUGCAAAGCUGAUAAGAGAACCAAUAAAGUUGACUUGGUGUUGGGUGCUUAUAGAGAUAAUAAUGGUAAACCAUGGAUAUUGCCUUCUGUCAAAUCUGCCGAAGAAUCAAUCAAGUCAGAUCCCACUUACAACCACGAAUACUUGCCAAUUGAAGGUUUCAAAUCUCUUAAUUUAAACGCUGCUAAAAUUGCUCUCGGUGAAGAUUCAAUUGUCUUUGACCAAAACAGAAUCGUCUCUAUUCAAUCUCUCUCUGGUACCGGUGCUCUACAUUUAUCUGCUAAAUUCCUAUCUCAAUUUUAUACUGGAAAUGUUAAUAACGCAUCAAAAGAUUUAGUGAUAUCAAACAACAAUAGAGCUACUGUUUAUGUAUCAAAACCAACUUGGGCUAAUCAUAUUCAAAUUUUUGAAUCCUCUGGUUUUAACGUUGAUUUUUACAGGUACUGGGAUCCUUCAAAUAAAUCCUUAGAUUUCCAAAAUUAUUUGAACGAUAUUAAUAACGCACCAAAUGGUUCAAUCUUUGUUCUUCACUCUUGUGCCCAUAAUCCAACUGGUUUAGACCCAUCUCCUGAACAGUGGCUAGAAAUCUUAAACCACAUCAACUCAAAAAAUCAUUUUGUUAUCUUCGAUACUGCUUAUCAAGGCUUUGCAUCUGGUGACUUGGAAAGAGAUGCUUGGGCGCUAAGAAAAGGUAUUGAAAUCCUCAACACCCCCAUAAUAAUUUGCCAAUCUUUUGCUAAAAAUACUGGAAUGUAUGGUGAAAGAGUCGGUGUAGUUCAUUUAAUCUUGUCUGAAUCUGAAAAGGAUAACGAGUUUUUGAAAAAUUCAAUUGCUUCUCAAUUCAAAAAGAUAACAAGAUCAGAACUAUCAAAUCCUCCUGCUUACGGUGCUAAAAUCGUGUCUAAAAUAUUAUCCACUCCAAAAUUGCUAGACCAAUGGCAUGAUGACCUAAUAACAAUGUCCUCAAGAAUUACAGAAAUGAGAUUGAAACUAAGAAUCUAUUUGGAAAAACUGAAUACUCCUGGUACUUGGAAUCACAUCACUGAUCAAAUCGGUAUGUUCUCCUUUACAGGUUUAAACCCAAAACAGGUCGAAAGAUUAGCCUCUGAACAUGGCGUCUACUUGAUCUCAUCUGGUAGAAUUUCUAUUGCUGGUUUAAAUGACUCAAAUGUCGAAUAUGUUGCACAAUCAAUAGAUGAAACUGUUAAAUAUUAUCAAACUGAUAAUUAA
Molecule: messenger RNA, 1293 nt
Organism: Ascoidea rubescens DSM 1968
Lineage: Eukaryota; Fungi; Ascomycota; Saccharomycetes; Ascoideales; Ascoideaceae
Product: PLP-dependent transferase
Exons: 1
Coding region: 1-1293 (430 amino acids)
Biological process (GO): L-aspartate biosynthetic process
Cellular component (GO): cytosol
Molecular function (GO): pyridoxal phosphate binding; L-aspartate:2-oxoglutarate transaminase activity
Source: RefSeq, a predicted model, not a curated record